GGACUGUGUCCUUUUCUCUCAGUGCUGGAGCGGUCCUGCUAGAGCUCGCUUAAUAUAUUUCUUUUUGUACAUUUUUGGGAGAUUUUAUUUCAUCUCGUUAGUCACGAUGCUGAGCACGGUCAGCCGGCAACUCAGAAGCCACCCUGCCUUGAUCCCACUGUUUAUUUUCAUUGGCGGUGGAUGCACCAUGUCUCUGACAUAUCUGGCUCGCCUGGCCUUGCGUAACCCAGAUGUCUGCUGGGACAGAAAGAACAACCCAGAGCCCUGGAAUAAACUGGGGCCCAAUGAUCAGUACAAGUUCUACGCAGUGAGCACGGACUACAGCAAGCUGAAGAAGGACCGUCCUGACUUCUAAACGAAUCCACGGAAUCCAGAAGCCCAGAACUUGUCUUUGCUUUCCUGGAUCCCUUUUUAACAUCUAUGAUGUCUUGUAUUUUCUCUCAAGUCUUUGUAGUCAGAAACAAUUAAUAAAGGGUUUUCUCCCACAUACAG
Messenger RNA from Sinocyclocheilus anshuiensis, 492 nucleotides. It is a transcript of the gene coxfa4a, whose product is annotated as NDUFA4 mitochondrial complex associated a. Bases 107 to 355 code for a protein of 82 amino acids. The transcript has 5 exons. NCBI's taxonomy places the organism in Eukaryota, Metazoa, Chordata, Actinopteri, Cypriniformes, Cyprinidae. The record is from RefSeq and is a predicted model, not a curated record. Gene Ontology annotation, cellular component: respiratory chain complex IV.